This is a messenger RNA of Physella acuta, 2212 nucleotides long. RefSeq lists its product as uncharacterized. The record is from RefSeq and is a predicted model, not a curated record. Lineage: Eukaryota; Metazoa; Mollusca; Gastropoda; Physidae.
CUGAUAUCUGUGUGUACCCUUCAGCACCUAAAUAUGUUGCCCAUUUCGGCCGACUGCCUGAAGUUUUCUAACAGGGUGUGAAGGCUAAUCAUUUAUUGUGUACAUCGAGCAUACAAGCAAGCAGUUUUAUGGCUCCUACACAUUUUUCAAGGAUGAUCAACAUUUUGGCUCUUGUGUGCUUGGGAUUAAUCUCAAAGGUUGAAGCACAAAUGGGAGUGGAAUUUCAGGUACAGUUCCCAUACAUGCCUGAAGGUCAACAAAUUCUAAUGAUGUACUCAACCAUGAUGAAUAAAUUCGAUGUUUACGUCACGGCUCCGAUGUGGCAAAACCCCGUUUUUGAAAAAGUCGCUCUCAACCGUUUGCAGGUCACUACUUACGUGGUCCAGCGGAAAUAUAUAACAUCAAGAAGUGGCACCACCACGUCUAUUGUCGCGAAAGGAAAGUUCCAGUUUGGGAUGACGGUGUUUAUGCCGGUGUCGUUCCACUCGGCUGCCAGUUUCCUGGCCAUACCAACAUCCGGUUGGGGCGCGGAGUACUUUAUUCUGAUACCAAACUUUAAUUGGAAGCGUGACGUCAUCAAUCGCUGGCAGACGUCAUUCUCCAGACUUGAAACCGGUACCCGCUACAUAUCGUCAGCAAAUAGAAGCUUGAUCAAGCUGGAGACGCGCCAGAUCGAGCGCCUUGAGGAAGAGAUCCGCCCCCUGAUUGAGGAGGACUUCACGUGGAAGGACGCCUUCGCCCAGUACACGCUCCAGAACGUCCUGCUCGCUUUCAGCCGUGGGCUGAGCUUCAACAGACGCCUGAGUGAGGCUGCCUUGGUCGACGCUAGGGACGGGCCUGACGUAGACGGGGAGAACAAUAGAGAUGAGAUUGUACAAGUCCAUAAAUAUUCCGACAAGCCCAAUGGUCUAUUCAACAGGCACAUGUACUACAAUCUACCCGAGACAGAGUACCAACGAGCGUCCAUCUACAGGAAUCUACCAACAGAAAGCUUACCCCCUAUUCCAGAAGAAUCCACCAACUUGUCAUGGGAGUAUGGCUUGCUAAUGGUCCUCUUCAGUCAAAACAAAAUUAUACAGAUCGUGAUAUUGCUUCAUGCUACUGUGUCUAACGCCGUAGCUCAAGAAAAAUCUUUUGACAGCGCACUUUCUCUAGCAGAAUCAACAGUGUGUGUGAAUACUCUCACAGUAUUAUAUGCCGUCACAAUAAUCACUCUCUUGAUUUUUCUGUUGGUCAUUAUAUCGCUGCACUUUUACAAUAAAGCGAAAUUGAUGGAAAUACAAAAGAAACACUUCGAAGAAAAAAACAAAGAGCAAGCAAUUGAAAUAGCGGCAAAUAAAAUCCUGUUUUAUCUGGAAUGGAAGAAAAGCCUGGUUCCAGCUCCUAAUGGUUAGUGGCGGCUGAAUUGAAUGUAGCGGCUUAAGUCAAAGGCGUGUGACGCUCACACCAGCAAGUUUUCUGGCCAAGUCUCUCAACGUCUUUACUAAUUUACUAAUUUUUUUUUGGCAGCCCACAUGCUGUUUUUUGUUUUAACUCCACGAUAAUUUUUUUUAAAUUCCUUAAAUUUUUUCUGUUGGUUGCUAUAAAUUAAAAAUGAAUAAUUUGUGUUUAAAAAUUGUUAUAAUUUCAGUAAUGAAACUUUUAACAUAUGUCUCAAAAAUGAAAUAUUUUAAAUUUUAUUUAAAAAAGAAUUCCUGACUUGACAUAAAGUUUCAGGGUUUUAAAAUUUCAGUUGGGGAUUGAAUAUUAGGAUAGGAUUCACUUUAAAAAAUGUGUGGUAGCCCUUAAAAAUGUCUGUUUUUUGUGAUUUAAUUGUUCAGGACAAGAAAUAUAUCCAUGAUAUAUAAAUCGAUAUGACAUAAAAUUUAGCUUAACUGGAUGUCUAAUUAUUUUUUUAAUUACUUAUUUAAUAUUACCUACAAAAGUAAGGGAUCCUCAUUUUGUGCUCAGUAGAUUUUAGCCAUGCAACUCUAUUGUAUUAACUAUUUUAAAGUACGGAAAAAAAUUGCAUGGGAAAAAAAUGGCAUGGAAAACUGAAUUUAUAAGUUGGAACAUUGUAAUAGUAGUCUUGCAGUUCAGAUAUUUAACUUUUUUUUAAUUAGCUACUGCUUUCUUUGUUCUUUAAAGAUUGUUUUUUAAGAUAAUGCUAAAGCACAAGUUCAAUCACCGUAUUCCUCACGGACCUCUUUACUAAUAAUUAAAAAAUAAUGUU